This is a messenger RNA of Parnassius mnemosyne (clouded apollo), 2157 nucleotides long. The record is from the annotation of a GenBank genome assembly. NCBI's taxonomy places the organism in Eukaryota, Metazoa, Arthropoda, Insecta, Lepidoptera, Papilionidae.
AUGUCUAGUGACGUUCAAAGACCAGUUAAAGCGGCCGUCAUUGUCGUCGAUCCAACUGUACAAUUCUUUAUUAAUCCUGUAACAAUUACUAACAACAUUGUAGCAUGUAAAUUUAAGAUUAAGAGCCUCAAUAUUGUUAUAAUUAACGUUUACUUAGAAGAAGGGCAACAGAUUGAAGAUGAUUUGUGUAAAAUUUCAAACUACGCAAGCAUCCUAAACGAAGAUCACAUCAUAUUAGGAGGAGACAUUAAUGCGAAGAGCCCCUGGUGGGGUUGCAAUGUGGAGGAUAGAAGGGGAGCAGCCGUAGCAGAAACUCUAAGCCAACUAGGCCUACAUAUAUUAAAUACAGGGAAUAUACCAACUUUUUCUGUAUACAGAGGAGAGAGAAACUACACAAGCAUUGUCGAUGUCACUGCAUGCUCGAGUGGUCUCCUACGAAAAAUCUCCAACUGGAAAGUAAACCCAGAAUUUGUCACACUGUCUGACCAUAGGGCCUUAACAUUCGACCUAAAUAAUUUAAGCACAGUGAGAAUAAAUACAGAACGACAAUCCACACGUAUUUACAACACAGGUAAAGCCGACUGGAGCAAUUUUAUAGACACCCUUAAACAAAAAUUAACCACGUUUAAUAUCACCGAGGAAACUGUAAAUAUAAUUAUAGACACAGAUCCAUUAGAGAGUCUAGUAAGGUUAUAUACCACAUGCGUGCAAGAAUCUUGCGAAAAGACGAUCCCUAAGCUGUCUAGGAAAGUACUCAGAAAGACACCAUGGUGGACUGAAGAACUAAGCACAAAGAAAAGAGAGGUAAUUCAGAAGAGAAGAAAAAUUAGAUAUGCAAACCAGAGAAGGAAACAAAUAGUAAUACAAGAAUACAUCUUAGCCAAAACAGAAUAUAAAGACCUCCUAACGGAAACUAUGACAACUAGCUGGAAGAACUUUUGUGCAAGGCAAGAUAAAGAAAGUGUCUGGCAGGGCAUCUACAGGGUCAUAAGAAAAUCAGGCAAAGCACCAGAAGACACCCUGCUGAGAACAACAUCGCAAAGCUGUAUCUUAACUCCAGGGGAAUCAGCGCAACUGCUAGCUGACACCUUUUACCCAACCGACGAGAUCACAACAGAUGAACACGACCACGUUGAAAUGAGAAACAUUUCCGUAACUAUAAGAAAAGAGCUGUGUGAUAAACUGCAUCAAGACAAUUUAAUACCUUUCACUACCACAGAAAUAGAAAAUGUAUUUAACAGCAUGAGUCCAAAGAAGUCACCAGGGGAGGAUGGGUUAACGGCAGACAUAUGUGAAAAAUCAUAUAUAGCGGCACCAAAAGUACUCAUAGCUAUAUACAACAAAUGCCUAUCUCUUGGAUACUUCCCCCAGACCUGGAAAGGCGCGGUAAUCAAAAUUAUCCCAAAACCAAACAAAGAAAAUUAUACUCUUCCUAAAUCUUAUCGUCCUAUCGGACUUUUACCAGUCUUCGGGAAGGUCCUGGAAAAGAUGUUUGUUAACAGAAUGUCAUGGCAGCUAGGACGAGAAAAUAAAAUGAGCAACAGACAGUAUGGAUUUGUAGCACAGAGGGGUACUGAGGAUGCCUUGUAUGAUGCCAUGGAAAUAAUAAAAAAAGGCAUAAAGGACAAAGAAAUAGUUGUCAUAGUAUCCAUAGACAUCGAAGGGGCCUUUGAUAACGCUUGGUGGCCUGCCAUCAUAAAGGAACUCAACAACAAAAAUUUAGAUAAAACCAUUCAGAGACUAAUAAGCAGUUAUCUGUCUGAGAGGCAUAUAAAACUCAGAUACGCAGGCACUGAGAUUAUCAAGGAAACAAACAAAGGGUGUAUUCAGGGCUCAAUUUGCGGCCCUUUGCUUUGGAAUCUUCAGCUCGACUCCCUACUUCAGGAAAUCGAAGAUCUCAGAAUUCAUAUACAAGCAUACGCUGAUGAUAUAAUAUUAAUAGCAAAAGGGAAAACCGCAAAGGACAUAGAGACAGAGUUAAACCCAGCACUAAACUGCAUUCUGAACUGGAGCAAAAAUAGAAAAAUGAAAAUAGCAGCCCAUAAAACAGAAGCUAUUAUUACAACCAAAAAGACGAAGUAUGAUAUUCCGAAAAUAGUAUUGGGCGACGCUGAAAUAAAAUACGGGCAGUCUGACUAUAUUAGGACUUACAAUUGA